CUGGGACUGAGAUGGCCAUAACGCUUAAAGCGAUUUUAUCGUACUCGCAUCGGCUGUUCCUCUUCUUUCUCUCCCACCAUCAUUUUUUGACCGACUUUGCCAAACCAAGUUCCUUUUGGGGUUCCUCGCCGCUCUUCUUUUUCUCUCUCUCUCUCUUACUCUUUACUCUUUCUUUAAACAAUUUGCUUGCGUUAAGCCCAAUUCGCCCGCCAUGUCUCAACAGUACUCUUACCAGGAUGUUGCCGAGCACAACACCAAGAAGGACCUCUUCGUCGUGAUCCACGACAAGGUCUACGACUGCUCCAAGUUUGUCGACGAGCACCCUGGUGGUGAGGAGGUCAUGCUCGAUGUCGCCGGCCAGGAUGCCACCGAGGCUUUCGAGGAUGUCGGCCACAGCGACGAGGCCCGCGAGUCUCUCGCCACGCUGCUUGUCGGCGACCUGAAGCGCCAGCCCGGCGACCCUGUACCCAAGGCCGUCUCCCAGAACACUCCCUCCGUUGGCGGUUCCACCACCGGCGGCGGCUUUGGCCUCUACAGCGUUGUUGCCAUUGGCGGUCUCAUCGCUUACUUCGCCUACCAGUACAUCCAGGCCAACGCCGAGCAGACUGCCCAGGCUGCCUAAAUCGCAUCCUAUCCAUGACAGGGUUUCAACAACGAAUAUAAAAUUUAAAAACAAAAGAAGGGAAGAAGAAAAAGGGGGAAUCAUGCCCGAGCUUUCGCUUCAGCGCGCGAAGUUGUAAACAGGACAAAGAGCUGGGGAGAGGAUUUGUGACAUGUUACCUUUUUCGAGCAUGCAAUACCACGCCGGGGAACGGAUCUGGGAUAUUUUGAUAAGCGUGACAGUAUAGAGGCGUGCUGUCAAGAAUUUUCGGGCACUAGACCAUUGGGAGUCAUUGUUACAGGAAUGAACUAGAUGAUGCCUUUGACGGAAAAUAUACAGGGCUAGAUAUCUACGAUAAUCAAUGUUUUUUUGGUUGACACGAUGCGCAUAUGAAAACUCGCAACUGAUGCUGGC
Molecule: messenger RNA, 1015 nt
Organism: Trichoderma harzianum CBS 226.95
Lineage: Eukaryota; Fungi; Ascomycota; Sordariomycetes; Hypocreales; Hypocreaceae
Exons: 3
Coding region: 212-622 (136 amino acids)
Biological process (GO): sterol biosynthetic process
Cellular component (GO): intracellular membrane-bounded organelle; endoplasmic reticulum membrane
Molecular function (GO): heme binding
Source: RefSeq, a predicted model, not a curated record